This is a messenger RNA of Planococcus citri (citrus mealybug), 2100 nucleotides long. Its product is annotated as putative fatty acyl-CoA reductase CG5065. Gene Ontology annotation, molecular function: alcohol-forming very long-chain fatty acyl-CoA reductase (NADP+) activity. The transcript is spliced from 9 exons. Bases 370 to 1914 code for a protein of 514 amino acids. Gene Ontology annotation, biological process: long-chain fatty-acyl-CoA metabolic process. The record is from RefSeq and is a predicted model, not a curated record. Lineage: Eukaryota; Metazoa; Arthropoda; Insecta; Hemiptera; Pseudococcidae. Gene Ontology annotation, cellular component: peroxisome.
CCAGAUACCGCUGCACUCGAUCCUGUCGCACUUCGCAGUCACUUACAGUAUAUUGUGUAGUACGAGUACCAUCGUCGCCUCCAUCGCCUUACCAGUUCAUUAAUAAAAGUUACUCGCUUCAAUUUGUGUCCCAUAUCGAGAGCGUCUGGACGUGUCGCGAACCCAACCGACUAUUAACCCGUCGUCGUCGUUCCAGUGUUCGCGAGUUUUACUCGUACAUUCGAAUUUAUCGCGAUUCGCGAUCGUAUAGUACAUGGUGCAUGUGCAUGUGUGUGGUUAAUGGUUAUCUAGUGAACUAUAGUGAACAGUUCGGUGGCCGGAUAGAAAUUUGCGCGCGAAAAUAAAACCAGCAUCAAAUCAAGGCUCACCAUGACGGUAGCCAAACCGGUAGCGGAGUUUUUCAAAGGCCAAAAAGUGUUCAUAACUGGCGCUUCCGGUCUUAUGGGCAAAGUGCUCAUAUGGAAAUUACUGCACAGUUGCCCGGAUAUCGACACGAUCUAUGUGUUAUUGCGGCCAAAACAUGGUAAACCAGUUGAAACACGAUUGGAAGAAAUGAUGAAAACACGGAUUUUCAAUAAAUUUUGGAACGAAAAUCCGAAACUUUUGAAGAAAGUGGUCGCCGUAACCGGCGAUGUGGGAAAUACCGAUUUGGGCCUAUCGCCCGAAUCCAAGAAAAAACUCAUCGACGAAGUUACCAUCAUAUUUCACGUCGCCGCGACGCUGAAAUUGGACGCCAAUUUGAAAGAUGCGGUCAACAUGAACACCGAAGGAACAUUGAGAUUGCUGCAUUUGGCUGUCGAAAUGAAAAAUCUCGUUGCAUUUGUCCACACAUCAACGGCUUACUGCCAUUGUGAUGUUCCUAUCAUGGAAGAACGUGUAUACGCUCCUCCGGAAGAUCCUUACAACGUUAUGAAUCUAGUUCAUUGGAUGGAUCGGGACUUACUGCACGAUAUUACCGACAAAGUGAUUAGUCCACAUCCAAACACCUACACAUAUUCGAAAAGAUUGGCUGAAAAAUUAGUAGCCGAUUUCUACCCCAAGUUACCAGUAGCAAUAGCGAGACCUUCUAUUGUGAUCCCCAGCUGGCAAGAACCACUUCCAGGCUGGGUUGACAAUCUGAACGGUCCAGUUGGCAUAAUGAUAGGCGCCGGAAAAGGCGUCAUAAGAACCAUGUUAUGUAAUGCCGAGUACAACGCAGAAGUAAUCCCAGUUGACAUCGCCAUCAACGGACUUCUAGCCAUCGCCUGGAAAACAGGCACAGUUAGACCAGCAGAAAAGCCAAAAGAGAUUCCUGUCUAUAAUCUAACGCAAAGCGACAUGAACCCGAUGACUUGGGGAGAAGUAGUAGAAAGAGGUAAACAACUAGCUCACCAGUACCCGUUCGAGAUGACUUUAUGGUAUCCAGGAGGCAACAUAAGGAAUAGCGUUUUGAUGCAUAACAUUAUAGUCAUAUUGUUCCACUGGAUUCCAGCCUAUUUCAUCGAUUUCAUCAUGUUAAUCAUAGGUCAAAAACGAUUCAUGGUAAGAGUGCAACAAAAAAUACACGACGGUUUAAGAGUACUGCAGUAUUUUACCAUGCAUCAGUGGAAGUUCCGAAAUACCAAGCUACUCGAAUUACGAGAGACGAUGAGUGACUCGGAUAAACGCGAGUUUUCACUGGCCCUGGAGGCCGUCGAACCAGAAUCUUACAUGAUUGACUGUAUCUUGGGAGCCAGGCAUUACUGCCUCAAAGAAGACCCCAACAGUAUACCAAAGUGUAGAAGAAAUAUUAAAAUUUUAUACGUCGUUGACCGCGUAGCCACCAUUAUGUUUUAUUUAUUCUUAGCUUGGUUAUGCAUUCGAUCUACUGAAUUAGUAUUGAGAUUUUUCGAUAUUCAAAAACCAUCGUCGUACGCGUUCCGAACAACAAGCUGAAACUACCAUUCCUUUUUUUCGUAAUUUACCGCGUAUAAAUAUUUUUCUAACCAUUUUUUUCUCGAUUUUUUUUCUUUCUCUUUAUUUUCUGUAUUUUCCCCCUUUUCUUUCUUUUUUUUUCUUUUUUAAAAAUUACCUUCAAUUAUGUGUAAUUCAUUUCUAUUAAUAAAAACGUAUUUUACACUU